AUCAACUCUUCUAUACCUCAUACACCACAUUGCUCUUCUAUUUACACAAGCGAGAAGAGAAUUGAAAAAUCUUUGUGAAUUUGCUAAAUUUUGCAAAAAUGGCACUUGGGGUUGCAGCAAUGGCGGCUCUGUUGAUUUUGUGUGCAUGUAAUAAUUAUGCAGAGGCGACUGACUACACAGUGGGAGACGGCCAGCAUUGGGGUUUCGGCGUAAACUAUGGCGAUUGGGCGUCUUCAAAAACAUUUCAUGCUGGAGAUAAUUUGGUGUUCACGUAUGCAAGCGCAGCCCAUAACGUGUUGGAGGUGCAACAGUCGGCUUAUGAUUCGUGCGCUACAAGUAACCCCAUACAUACGUACACAGGGGGAAACACACAAAUUUCACUUACCAGUGCGGGGACAAGGUAUUUCAUUUGUGGAUUUCCCGGUCACUGCGCUGGUGGUAUGAAGGUGGCGGUGACCGUUUCAGCCGGUAGUUCCUUCACAAGUGCCCCAAGUAAAUCCAGUGCCCCUGCACCUGCCCCAAAUAAAUCCAGUGCCCCUGCCCCAUCUCCCUCAACGAAAUCUCCCUCUACGCCGGUGCCGGUGCCGGAGCCUACCAGUGCAGGACACGUGUCACAGAUGAAGGAUAUGUUGGGCUUGCUGUUUGCCUCUCUUAUUAGUAUGUCUUUCAUCUUGGCUUAGAUGGAAUAUGCAUGCGUUUUUGCUAGGGAAGGGGCAGUGCAAUUUCAUCUUCUAUUCUUUCUUUUACUAAUAAUACAACCUUUUUUAAGUUAUCUAUAUGUUUGCCAAAUCUAAUUGGGCUUGCAAGUGCAAUAGCUUUUUCG
Messenger RNA from Cryptomeria japonica (Japanese cedar), 823 nucleotides. RefSeq names its product mavicyanin. The transcript has 2 exons. Lineage: Eukaryota; Viridiplantae; Streptophyta; Pinopsida; Cupressales; Cupressaceae. Gene Ontology annotation, molecular function: electron transfer activity. Gene Ontology annotation, cellular component: plasma membrane. Bases 99 to 680 code for a protein of 193 amino acids. The record is from RefSeq and is a predicted model, not a curated record.